Rosa chinensis is the source of this 3744-nucleotide messenger RNA. RefSeq names its product probable LRR receptor-like serine/threonine-protein kinase At3g47570. Gene Ontology annotation, biological process: protein phosphorylation. Gene Ontology annotation, molecular function: protein kinase activity; ATP binding; protein binding. The record is from RefSeq and is a predicted model, not a curated record. The transcript has 5 exons. NCBI's taxonomy places the organism in Eukaryota, Viridiplantae, Streptophyta, Magnoliopsida, Rosales, Rosaceae. The coding region runs from base 353 to 3724 and encodes 1123 amino acids.
CGCAUUUCCAUCACUCUCCAAAAAUGAAGUCUAGCUACUAUGAAUCUUCUCAUGGAUUGACGAUUCCAUCCUUUAACAAUUUGAUCCACACAUUUCUUUGUCAAUCUUCCGUUGAAUUGAUUGUUCCAUCCAUUAACAUUUUGAUCCACACAUUUCCUUGUCAAUCAUAUUUGUCUGUGUAGUAGUCAAGCCUUUGCACAUGCUGUGAGUGUGCAUAUGUUGAUCGAAAAGUAAGCAACCUCUCUGUGAAUUAGUGGCGUGUGUAUAUAUAUUAAACAAUCUCCAGCCAGUUUCUCUUGUAACUCUCCUCAGUGAACAAUUCCACACACUUUGCAUAUCUAUUAUUCAAACAAUGGAGAGAGUUACUUGGUUCUUCUUGGUAUACUUGAUCUGUUGUGAGGCGGCUAGCUGCUUGACUAUGGCAGCACAAACCAACCUUAACAUCACCACAGACCGGUCUGCUCUUCUUGCUCUAAAAGACCAUAUCACCAGUGACCCUCAAAAUAUGAUCCUCACCAAUUGGUCAACCACCACCCCUAUUUGCAACUGGGUUGGCGUCAUUUGUGGUGCACGCCAUCAUCGAGUCGCAGCGUUGAACCUCUCUUACUUUGGUCUCGCGGGCACCAUUCCUCCUGAGCUAGGCAACUUAUCAUUGCUUGUUGAUAUGGACAUCCAAAAUAACAGUUUCCAGGGUACCUUGCCUGACGAGUUGACUCGCCUGCGCCGGUUGAAGUUCAUUAACUUGGGAUACAACAAGUUUAUGGGAGUGAUACCGUCAUGGUUUGGGUCCUUGUCCAAACUUCAAGGAUUCAUGUUGUUUGGUAAUCAAUUUGCAAGUUCUAUACCAACUGCCAUCUUCAACUUAUCUGCUCUUCAAAUAUUUAAUCUGAGUCAUAACCAACUCUCAGGUAGAAUCCCCAGAGAAAUCAGGAACCUAACAACGUUGAAGGCAAUCAACCUUGAUUAUAAUAAUUUUAUAGAAAUUCCAAAUGAGAUCGGCACCUUGAAUCAGCUUGAAGAGUUGUUUGUGCAAAAUAAUGCCUUAAAAGGGCAUAUUCCUAUGGUCGUCUUCAACAUGUCAUCUUUGACUAGAGUAAAUUUCUAUGGAAACAAGUUGAAUGGUAGAAUUCCCGACAAUAUAUGUCAACAUCUUCCAAAUAUCCAAGAGUUGAAUUUGGGUAGCAAUCAGUUUGAUGGUCCACUUCCAUCCAAGUUAUGGCAAUGCAAACAACUUCUUAAAUUACAUUUGGGGGAUAACAAGUUCAGUGGAAGAAUACCCAAAGAUAUUGGGAACUUAACUCGGAUAAAGAAGAUUGGGUUUUACACCAACAGCUUAACAGGUACUAUACCAUAUGAGUUUGGUAAUCUUCCAAAUUUAGAGUGGUUGGUGCUCCAGGAGAAUAAACUAAAUGGCCAUAUCCCAUCGUCAAUCUUCAAUAUGUCCACAAUAACAUUAUUAAAUCUCAACAUCAAUCAGCUUUCAGGAAGCCUCCCAACAAACAUAGGCCUUGCGCUUCCAAACCUAGAAUCGCUUGCAGUAGCAGCGAAUCACCUCAGUGGAGUAAUCCCCAAAUUCAUCUCCAAUGCUUCUGAGCUUUGGCUUCUAGAACUGGGAGGUAACUCUUUUUCUGGAUUUAUUCCAAGCACUCUGUGCCUCUUGACAAACCUUGAAUGGCUAGGAUUGUCCGAGAAUAAUUUGACCAUUGAUACCUCUACUCCAGAAGUUAAUAUUUUGUCUUGUCUGCCAAAUCUUAGAAAUUUGAGGUGGUUAAACUUCGAAAACAAUCCAUUAAAUGCGAAGCUUUUGAUUCCCUUCAGUAAUAUCUCUGCAUCACUUCAAAAACUUUAUUUAGAAAAUUGCAGCUUGAGAGGUAACAUCCCCAGUGAUAUUGGGAAUUUGAGUAGCUUGAUACUUUUAGGCCUCCAAGACAAUCAAUUGAGCGGGCCAAUUCCAAGCUCAAUGGGAAGACUACAUAAUCUUCAAGCUUUGGGUAUGUAUGAUAACACAUUGCAAGGAUACAUUCCAGAUGAGCUUUGUCAACUAGAAAACUUAUUUGUUUUGUACUUGGGUGGGAAUCAACUCUCUGGUUCUGUACCUUCCUGCUUGGGUAAUCUAACAGCAUCUCUAAGAGGACUAUCCUUAGGGUCCAAUUUGUUGAAUUCCACAAUCCCAUCUUCCUUGUGGGGACUUACAGAUAUCUUGGGACUAGACUUGUCAUCCAAUUCUCUAAUUGGACCUCUAUCAGGUGCUGUUGGUAAUUUGAAAGCUGCUAUAUACAUAAAUGUAUCAUACAACCAAUUAUCUGGGAGUGUACCAAGUAGCAUUGGGAGUUUAGUGAGUUUGGUCAAUCUCUCCUUAGCACAUAACAAUCUAGAAGGCCCUAUUCCUAGUUCCUUUGCAACUUGUGUAAGCUUAGAAGGAUUGGAUUUAUCUCGAAAUAGUUUCACUGGAGUGAUUCCAAAGUCUCUAGAAGCACUCUUAUAUCUCAAGCAUCUGAAUUUGUCUUUCAACAGACUCCAAGGAGAAAUUCCAAGCGGCGGUCCUUUCAAAAACUUCUCUGCUGAAUCAUUUGUUUCAAACUAUGGACUCUGUGGUGGAUCCCAAUUUCAAGUUCCACCAUGCAAAAGAAAAACUAGUAUAUCUAUCUUGAAAUCUAUUAUUCCGGGGAUCUUGUCAGCAACGCUUCUAGCGGCCUCCAUAAUUUGGAUGUUGAUGUUACGCAGAAAAAAGAAUGCAACAGCUGCAGCACAUAUUAUCUUGAUGCCUCAAGUUUUAUGCAGAAGGGUUUCAUACCAAGAGCUCCUGUGUGCGACAGAUGGAUUCAAUGAAAGCAACUUACUUGGUAUUGGGGGUUUUGGCUCAGUAUAUAAAGGAACAUUUCCAGAUGAGACAGAUGUUGCAAUAAAGGUUUUCAAUUUGGAUUUAGAAGGGGCAUUUGCAAGUUUUGAGGUUGAAUGUGAAAUGCUAAGUAAUGUUCGUCACAGAAAUCUUGUCAAAGUCAUCAGUUGUUGUAGUCAAAUUGAUUUCAAAGGUCUUGUAUUGAAUUACAUGCCUAAUGGGAGCCUUGAGAAGUGGUUGUAUUCUCAGAAUUCUUCUUUGGACUUAGUGCAGAGGUUGGAUAUAAUGAUAGAUGUUGCAUUGGCAUUGGAGUACCUUCACCAUGAUUAUGAAGUACCUAUUGUCCAUUGCGAUUUGAAGCCGAGCAACAUCUUACUAGAUGAUGAUAUGGUUGCACAUGUUGCUGAUUUUGGUAUUGCAAAACUCUUGGGUGGAGGAGAUUCUAUGACUCAAACCAUGACCCUGGCCACAAUUGGGUAUAUUGCACCAGAGUAUGGAACGGAAGGAAUAGUGACCAGAAGAGGGGAUGUGUAUAGUUUCGGUAUUGUGGUGAUGGAAACAUUUACAAGAAGGAAACCAACUGAUGAGAUCUUCACUGGGGAAAUGAGAAUAAGUCAAUGGGUUGCAAAUCACCUUGUUGCAAAUGCGAUAGUUGAUGUUGUGGAUGCUACUUUACUUGGAACCGAGGAGGAUCAUGAGUUCGUGAGCAAGAGGGAGUGCUUAUCAUCUAUUAUGAGAUUAGCUGUUGCUUGUUCAACAGAAUCACUGGAAGAGAGGAUAAGCAUGCAAGAGGCUGUAGCCAUGCUUAAAACAAUCAAGAUCAAGUUUUCAAAGCAAAGUACUGCUGCAGGAGGUGUGGUGUUGAACUAUCGUCCUGUUUGGUAACCCUUUAAUGUGUCGAUAUA